Molecule: messenger RNA, 2796 nt
Organism: Saccharomyces cerevisiae S288C
Lineage: Eukaryota; Fungi; Ascomycota; Saccharomycetes; Saccharomycetales; Saccharomycetaceae
Gene: STE13
Product: Ste13p
Exons: 1
Coding region: 1-2796 (931 amino acids)
Biological process (GO): proteolysis
Cellular component (GO): vacuolar membrane
Molecular function (GO): exopeptidase activity; serine-type peptidase activity
Source: RefSeq, marked reviewed
AUGUCUGCUUCAACUCAUUCGCAUAAAAGGAAGAAUAGUCAUUUAUUUCCGCAAAGGAAAAGUUCAAACUCUUCCAUGGAUAAGCCAUUCUUUCCUAAUAACGAUAGUGUAGCUAACACAGAUCCUCAAAGUAACGAGAAUGGACAUACAAUUAACGAGAUUAGACCGACAGAAGCUACAAUAGAUGUUACAGAUGUUCCUCAAACCCCCUUUCUCCAGGAACAAUACUCAAUGCGUCCCAGACGAGAAAGCUUCCAGUUUAAUGAUAUUGAAAACCAGCAUCACACGCAUUCCUUUUUCAGUGUAAACAAAUUUAAUCGUCGAUGGGGAGAAUGGUCUCUGCCCGAGAAAAGAUCUUAUGUCUUAGUCUUUACAUUAAUAGCACUAUCAGUUUUAGUUCUACUUGUUAUUCUAAUACCUUCAAAACUUCUACCUACCAAAAUCACGCGUCCUAAGACAUCUGCAGGAGAUUCUAGUUUGGGCAAAAGAUCUUUCUCAAUUGAAAACGUUUUGAACGGAGAUUUUGCCAUCCCUGAGGAUACUUUCCACUUUAUUGACCCACCACAGCGCUUAUUAGGCCAAGACUCAGAUCCGGGGCUAUAUUUUACUACAAAAGAAAUUGAUGGACAUACGAAUUUUAUUGCAAAGCAGUUAUUUGAUGAGACUUUUGAAGUAAACCUUGGGGGCAAUAGGUUCCUAUAUGAAGGAGUAGAAUUUACCGUAAGUACUGUCCAAAUUAAUUAUAAAUUGGAUAAACUUAUAUUUGGAACUAACUUAGAGUCUGAGUUUAGACACUCCUCGAAGGGGUUUUAUUGGAUCAAAGACUUAAACACAGGUAAUAUUGAACCGAUAUUACCUCCCGAAAAAUCAGAUGAUAAUUAUGAACUUGGAUUAUCAAAACUUUCCUAUGCGCAUUUUUCUCCUGCAUACAAUUAUAUCUAUUUUGUUUACGAGAACAAUCUGUUUCUGCAACAAGUAAAUAGCGGAGUUGCCAAGAAGGUAACGGAAGAUGGCUCCAAGGAUAUAUUCAAUGCCAAACCAGACUGGAUAUAUGAAGAAGAGGUCCUUGCUUCUGAUCAAGCAAUAUGGUGGGCUCCAGACGAUUCGAAGGCUGUAUUUGCAAGAUUCAAUGACACCAGUGUUGACGAUAUCCGAUUAAACCGUUACACAAAUAUGAACGAAGCAUACCUUUCCGACACCAAAAUCAAAUACCCGAAGCCAGGGUUCCAAAAUCCACAGUUCGACUUGUUUCUCGUUAACUUACAGAACGGUAUAAUUUACUCAAUUAAUACUGGUGGUCAGAAGGAUUCCAUUCUGUAUAACGGAAAAUGGAUUAGUCCAGAUACAUUCAGGUUCGAAAUCACCGAUAGAAACUCUAAGAUAUUAGACGUAAAAGUGUAUGAUAUACCAUCAUCUCAAAUGCUUACUGUGAGGAACACCAAUUCAAACCUGUUCAACGGAUGGAUCGAAAAGACGAAGGAUAUUUUAAGCAUCCCCCCAAAGCCAGAGUUGAAAAGAAUGGAUUAUGGGUACAUUGAUAUUCAUGCAGACAGUAGAGGGUUCAGUCAUCUCUUUUAUUACCCAACCGUUUUUGCCAAAGAGCCUAUCCAGUUGACCAAAGGGAACUGGGAAGUGACUGGAAAUGGAAUAGUCGGCUACGAAUAUGAAACAGAUACUAUAUUUUUUACUGCCAAUGAGAUUGGUGUCAUGUCACAACACCUUUAUAGUAUCAGCCUUACGGAUUCUACAACUCAGAAUACUUUCCAAAGUUUACAAAACCCAUCAGACAAAUACGAUUUUUAUGACUUCGAAUUAAGUUCUAGUGCGAGAUAUGCUAUUUCUAAAAAACUGGGGCCUGAUACACCUAUUAAAGUAGCUGGUCCGCUUACAAGGGUUUUGAACGUUGCCGAAAUUCACGAUGAUUCAAUCUUGCAACUGACGAAGGAUGAAAAGUUCAAGGAAAAAAUAAAGAACUACGAUUUACCUAUUACAAGCUAUAAAACCAUGGUCCUAGACGAUGGCGUAGAAAUAAAUUACAUUGAGAUCAAACCAGCCAAUUUAAAUCCUAAAAAAAAAUACCCGAUAUUAGUCAACAUUUAUGGUGGUCCAGGAUCUCAAACAUUUACCACCAAGUCGUCUCUUGCGUUUGAACAAGCAGUUGUUUCAGGAUUAGAUGUUAUCGUCCUACAAAUAGAGCCCAGAGGAACUGGGGGUAAAGGUUGGAGUUUUAGAUCAUGGGCCCGCGAAAAAUUAGGAUAUUGGGAACCUAGAGACAUUACUGAAGUCACAAAAAAAUUCAUACAAAGGAAUAGCCAACAUAUAGAUGAAAGCAAAAUUGCUAUUUGGGGUUGGUCAUACGGCGGUUUUACUAGCUUGAAAACCGUGGAAUUAGACAACGGCGACACAUUUAAAUACGCCAUGGCUGUCGCGCCAGUAACAAACUGGACAUUGUAUGAUUCCGUUUACACGGAAAGAUAUAUGAACCAACCAUCGGAAAACCAUGAAGGCUAUUUUGAAGUAUCCACCAUCCAAAAUUUCAAAUCAUUCGAAUCUUUAAAGCGUCUUUUCAUUGUGCACGGAACUUUCGAUGAUAAUGUUCACAUACAAAAUACUUUUAGAUUAGUUGAUCAACUGAAUCUAUUGGGAUUGACGAACUAUGACAUGCACAUUUUUCCAGACUCUGAUCAUUCCAUCCGGUACCACAACGCUCAAAGAAUUGUAUUCCAAAAACUAUACUAUUGGUUAAGGGAUGCCUUUGCUGAACGCUUUGACAACACUGAAGUUUUGCAUUUAUAA